This is a messenger RNA of Nerophis ophidion (straightnose pipefish), 1434 nucleotides long. RefSeq names its product enkurin-like. Gene Ontology annotation, cellular component: acrosomal vesicle. The transcript has 5 exons. Bases 211 to 894 code for a protein of 227 amino acids. Gene Ontology annotation, molecular function: calmodulin binding. NCBI's taxonomy places the organism in Eukaryota, Metazoa, Chordata, Actinopteri, Syngnathiformes, Syngnathidae. The record is from RefSeq and is a predicted model, not a curated record.
GGAACAUGACGACGUCACGUGAUUUGCCCCCGGUGUGACUCAUACGUAUACAGAGCAGCUGGCUUUCAUACACAGAUGCGUCGUCGAUGAGACUGUCGUUACACCGCAUUGUUUAUUUGAUGGUUUUUUUUCCAACCAUGCAUCUCGCGAUUUGGAUCGGAACCGACGAGCUUAGUUGAUUGCUAAUUGAAGUGACGUCAUCACAUCGAGAUGGCUGCCGAAAUGUGUCCUCAGGAGACCAUCCCCAUUUUCAUUGACAAAAAUGGUGUCAUGGAGAGGCCGCAAAGGAUGGGACCGACAAUAGUUGAGUUGCAGCAUUCGGACAAUUAUGUGAAAAAGCACUCGAAAGACCCCAAGCUGCCUGAGAUCAAACAGCAUGUCAGGAAUGUUUAUUGUACCUGCACAAAGCCAAUGCUCGCAGCUGGGACUUUUCUGCUGCCUGCUGGCCUCCCUGCAAAGAGGAUGUUUACAGCCACGCCAAAGGUGUCCAAACCGCCCUUGUGUAUUGUUGACACCAACAAGGGACACAAGGAGUACCAUAACAAGUUUUCAGGACUUGUCCCUGUUUACGUUAAAAAAAAGGAUUAUGGAGUGAUACCAGCUUAUUUGCUGCGCCGCAAAGGACACAUUACAAAGUCUCUUCAGUCCAAUACAGAAGGCAAACAGGAGGAGUCCGAAAUAGAAAUAGAAAUAGAAAAUCUUACGGACGAGGAGUGUCGCGAAAUCAUUGAGGACCUGAAGAAGAAGUGCUCAAGGCUGAACACAGCCUACCAGCGCCUCCCAUUUGUCAUAGACACUCCAUCAUUGAAGACCCGUAAGACGCGACUGGAGGGUGAUAUGCAGCAGCUGGAGAAUGACCUCAAACUCCUUGAAACAUUGGUGUCCAACAAGUAAAAGGUGUGCCAGCAAUUUUAACUUCAAAAGAAGCACAUCAAAGUCAAUCAGAGGCGGUCUUAAUUUGUGUGGGAUAUCAUCCUCUCAUCGAGGCCCCAAAAGAUGAACGAUUGAUGUUACUAAACACAUUGUUUGAUAUGAUGUCACUCAUUGUUCAAAUGUGCUGUUUAUGUCCUCACCUUUACUUUUCACCUCAACCUUUAAACAAUCUAAAUCUGAUUUUGACUGAGGAGAAAGACGUAGGAUAUAUACAAGUUUAUUAUAACUGAUUAGAAAAUGCUUUGCUAAGCAAAUAAAGUUUUCUUCUUUUAAAUGUGCUUAUUGUUAGACCUCUUUAUUCUAUUCUUCAUCUAGCUGUGACAUUUUAAACCAUUUUUAGUAUCCAAAGUUAUGGGAACAGUUUAAGGAAGGUCCCUUUCCCAGCACAAAACAAGUCAUGCUUGAAUGAGAGAUGUGCAAAGAAUAACCUUAGAGACCUAAUUCCAACUGUGUUAUAGGCCUACGAUAGUGAUUAGCAAUCACUGUACCCGGGUACGUUUG